This is a messenger RNA of Amoebophrya sp. A120, 2579 nucleotides long. Lineage: Eukaryota; Dinophyceae; Syndiniales; Amoebophryaceae. The record is from the annotation of a GenBank genome assembly.
CUUCAGUGUCAUCGACGGGGUGCGGAUCAGCCUCGCAGAUGUUGAAGAAGAUCACCUUCUUGGUGGAGGUAGUUUUGCUGCAGCUCAUGAACAACAAGGUCAUCUUCAUCCUCAGGUCGACCAACAGCAGCAGCAGGAUGAUGUCGGGGUAAAAUCGAGUUUUUCGUCACCGGCAACUGCAAACGAAACUGGGGAAACCACAAUUUUUCUCGAGCAGCAGCAGCAGCGUCGUGCCGGAUACAACUACAACUACCAGCAGCAAAAUCCCUAUGUGCCGCAGCAGAAUCCUAUGGAAGCCAGCGGGAUCCUCCGAAACGAGUAUCUGGAUCAGUACAACGACGUGCCAAACACCGGUAAGGCGUACUUUCCGGCGCCGAUUCCGGAAGACGUGGUGAUCGCUUUGCAGUCCGCCGGGCUCGGAGGUUUGGUGAAAACGCGGCAGACACUCGGGAACCAGCUGGGAAUCACGACGCCGCAGGUAGAAGUACUUUCGAACUUUGUAUAAUAUGCUGGCCAUGCAAGAUGAACCACACAGCUUGUGAUAUGCGACCUAUCAGGCAAGCAUUAUGCGCACGUAGGGUCCUCUUCUUGUCAAAAUCUAUGCGUUUUUCAUGAUCUUCUUUGCAGCCGGAUGAAAAGACUUUCAAGACCACUGAAACUCUCCAAAAAAUCCAGAGCCUGUUCCCUUCCUCCCGUGCGGCUCUUCUCGGCGGCGCGGCCACCGCCGCCGCCGGCGUCGCCGCGGCCAUUGGCGCUGCGCCCGUUGCGUUGCCGUUGAUGAUCGGGAUCGGUGCUGUUGGCGCGGGCACUGCGUCCUCUCUCACGCACACGAAAGUCACUGGAGGGGACUACGAGAUCGACCUGGAGAGGCUCCGGCAGGACGUCUUCCGCGCCGCGGCGGACCACAUGCGGCUUUCUUGCGAACAAAGACUCGAUUGGCAGCACCAGUCCUACACCGUCCGGCGGUGGUUGGACGCCAGCACGGGCGGGUCCGACGAGGGGUGGCCGAUGCUGAAAAAAUUUUUCGCGAACAGUUACUGGCCGACCUAUCAGACGAUAUCAAAUGUAAAAAUGUCUGGGUCUGGAAGAAUGCAACUUGUGAUGCUGAAUUUGGAUUCCAGAAAAAUCUGUAUUGCAUGAGCAGCAAAGGGAAUGCAAUUUUUGCUACGCGGACAGAGCAUUUGUCAUGCGGAAUAGGCAUCACGAAGCCCUCAAAAAAUCUGUGAUGCUAGGGCAUGCAUCACAGACAUCAUGGCCAAUGCAAAACAUGCAUGACAAGUCUCAGAAUCUUCCAGACCCAGACAUUUUUACAUUUGAUAGACGAAGUUGAAGCACGAUUUGCGAUCCGCAAUUUUCGACGAGCUGCUGGAAAUAUGAACUGCAAAAGUAUCGUACUAGUAGAAAUUGCAAUACAAAUUAGCUCAGCAUUGCAAAUCGAAUUUGUAAUGCGUAUUUGCCUUAAGAAAAAGAUUUGUAAUGCAUAAAAGCAAUUAGUACGAGUGCGAUACUUUUGCACAGCAUAGGAAAGCGAUUCCUCCGUCGCGAAGAAGGUGUCGAAUUUAUUCAACCAGGGACGGCAGAUCAAGGAUGCGAAAUUGCUUUUGGAGCAGAUCCACCUGGCGUAUGCGGUGAACGAGAAGUUUUGCAAGAAGCGGUCCGGAUUGAACCCCGCGCUGGCGGUAUCACGGGAAAAGAGUGUUUCACUGUAAGGAUUUUGCAACUUUUGCAUCACAAGUUUGUUCCGCAUGACAGAGAAGAUUUGCCAUGCGAGAUUCCUAAGGGAAAACACAGCUAAAAGUCCACUGUCUUGCAUGUGUAGCAAGACAAACACUUCAGUGAUGCUUUUUCUGCAUCACAAGUUCACAGUGAAACAGUUUGUUCUUGCGAUAGGCGGGGAAGUUGUUCUUCGACCCCUUGAACAAAAACAUCGGGAUCUCCGGCGAGCAGGGGCUUAUCAAGUGCAAAUAUGUCUGGGUCUGGAAGACGACAAGUUUGCCAUGCACAUUUUCCAUGAUCCACUAUGUCUGUGAUGUAUGCCAUAGCAUCACACAUUUUUUGAGCGCUUAUCGAUGCGUAUCCUGCAUGACAAGUGCCGUCUCCGCGUAGCCAAAUUUGACUUCUCUUGCUGUAGCUCAGGCAAUACAGAUUUUUUUAGCAUCCAAAUGCAGCAUCACAAGUUUUGCUCUUCCAGACCCAGACAUAUUUGCAACGCAUAGCCCUACUUCUGCGGAAAUACCACCUCCUCUCGACCAAUGACAUCGACAUGAAACAGCUGUAUCGGCAGAGAGUCGACAACUUUCGCUAUCCUCGGAAGGCCCUGCACAAGCAAAUCCGGGGGGUGAUGGGCUACUCCAGCUACUUCGACGACGGGCAGAAUUCCGAGUUGGGGAAGAAGUCCCGUAAGUAUCGGCAGUUGAAGGGCGGUGACCCAGCGGGGAUCCAGCUUUUCCCGCCGGGGCUGGACGAAGAGCUGGGUUCGGCGAUCAGCGGGAACAGCCGGCGCCCGUUGCCCGGCCCGCACGCGCUGUUGAUGAUCCAGCACUUCAUGCAGCAACGGAUGCUCUUCCCGGAGUCCUGGG